Pocillopora meandrina is the source of this 3728-nucleotide messenger RNA. Lineage: Eukaryota; Metazoa; Cnidaria; Anthozoa; Scleractinia; Pocilloporidae. The record is from the annotation of a GenBank genome assembly.
AUGUUUAUAUUAAUAGUGCUAAGCUCGACUAGUUUCGCGACAGUCGUUACAGAUGCGGAAAUCUUCAUGAGAAUUCACUUGGAACCCUAUCGCAGAAACGCUACCAAAGAGGUAAAGUGAUUGAAUUUGAUUUAGCAUUAUGGUCGCGUUUUUUUGAGAAUGCGGCUGUAAUUAUUUACUUCGUUGUCUAGUGCCUAACUCGAGAAAACAUUCGUCAAUACUAACAUCUCUCUCCCACAGAUGCUCAACGUCUACAGUUUCAUAGCUUCAAACUAUGAUUUAAGCGAGACCACUCUUGCACUUGGAGUUGUCAACACGCAAGUUUGCGAUAUAGGCAAGGUACGACCUAGUAUUGUUUAGUUAGUCUAGUAUUUUAUUUGUUACCAGGGGUAAAAACACUGCAAAAAAAAAAAAAAACUGAAGAGAGUAUCCGUUACCUUUUGAUAUCUGUCCCCAAUAUGGAUAACAGUGUAUCUCAACAUUUUUUCAUUUGAUAAAUUUGGAGUACAAAGUUUCAACCAGACACAUACAUAUGGUUUUAUGCCUCGUGGUUUCCGUCUCUUGAAUCUAUGUGUCAUUUUGUCCUAACAUUUUAGUGGUUUUCCAAAAAAAACUCCGACCUUUGUCCAAAUUUCUGUACUAGUAACAGGCCGUUGUUCCCUAAAGUCACGUCUCCACUAAUCAGAAAAGAAAGAUUCAAGAAUGCUAUUAUGUAGAACGAAAAAAUUUGCGUAGGUUUUGAUUUGCGAAUAGUGACAACUCAUAGAGCUUUCGGGCAAUAAUUUAUUCUGUUGUUCAUGUCCUGAGAUAUUGAUAUACAUUUUUUUUCAAGCACUAAAAAUUUGACAAGAAAGAAAACACUGAUGAUUUAAUUUUUUUAAAUUGUUGAAAAACAGCGCAUUCCGUCAUUUAGGAAUAUUUCAUCCAAAUAAAAAACUCUUAGAUGGAAUUAGAUUACUUUCCAUAGGUGCUGGCCCGGAAAAAAUCUCAGAAGCCUACUAUUAUUCUUUGCCCACUUUUUUUUUAAUUUGACGAAAGGUAGUUACCUUUGCAGCGCUUUAUUUCACGAGAUUUUUUUUUUCCGCAAAAUUUGCAGAUAUUAAACCAGGGUUAUGGUACUACAAAAUAACAAUUUGCUUGUUUCAUUCCUCUAUUCAAAGCAAAGAAAAGACAACCUAACCAUCGCUUAUGCCAAAAUGAAAGAUUUCAUAAAUCCAGUGAACAUGGUGUACUCGUAUGAAGUAGCACAGACACCGCAGAACAAGAGGUUGAAAGGUCUGCUCAUGGACGUGCGCAUGCACCUGAGAGCCACAGUGAAUGCAUUGCGUCGUAUGGUGAGAAUGCGAAAAAGUAUUUCUAUUAACAUGCAUAGCAGUGAUCAAAACUUUAAAAUCAAGCAAACUAAAUGCGCAAAUAAAAGUUCCGUUCCUUUUCGUGACAAAUUCAUGGUGAAGUUAAGAAUGAAUUUGAGGUAUAAUUUUGUCAAACCUUCUAUUUCUAGUUGUCUGUAGUUGAUGACAGUGUUUCGCUCACGUUUCCGAAAAAAAUUCAUGAUUAGGGAGAUUAAAGUUUCUAACGACUGAUUAGGAUGAAUCCUUGUCAUUUCAUUCUACGUCGCGAAGGUGUUCUCGGAAUCGAUCACCAAUGUGUGACCUUUUUGCAAUCAAUGCAAAUUAUGCAGUAGAUGACACUGGCGGAGGCACACGUGAAGUGGUGAGUGAUCUUAAUAGAGCACUUGGGUCCAAACAUUUUCUCUACGUUAUGAAUGAAAGGACAAGUUUUGCACACUGAGCAAGCGCAUUGGAAAGUUCCAGGUUUGUUAUUGGUUUGAAAUGAACUUUUGUCCAAAAAGCUGCCUAUGUUUUUGUCACGUUUGAAUUAUACUGGUGGAGGUUGCAGAAAGAUAGUACCAGUCUCUGAAUCGUUUUGAAGUACUUCAAAGUUUUUGAAAAUGAUGUAUUUAACAGCGUGGUUGUGAGGGUGAAAUGUGAGAGUGAAUGGAAGGCGAUCAGUAUUUCCCUUCUCAGCCGUUUGUAGUGACUGCUGACUGUCGAUCAUUGUUGGGCACGGUGCCGGGUGGCCCGCUUGAACGACAAGAACUGGAUAGCCACGUUUAUCGAAAAACUGGCACAUUGCCUCUGAUUUUUCUGAAAAAUCAGAGUUGUCACUACAUGAACGACGAAGUCUGAAAAAAUGUGAAAAUGGUAUGGAAUUCUUGACUUGUGAUGAAUGCGAAGAUGAAUACAACAAGUAACUAUGUGAGUCUGUAGGUUUGUAGUAAACACCUAGUGCACAGACCGUUCCCUUCAAUUGAAAUUUUGAUGUCUAGAAAAGCCAAAGAAGUGUUAGAAAUUCCCCAGGUAUAUUUCAGAGCCGGGUGAAAAGAAUUGACGGCGGUUAUAAAUUGAGUGAGCUCCUCUCUGGUAGAGGAGGUGGCGCCGAUGCAGUCGUUAAUGUAGCGACCGUAGAGUUCAGGUUUUGGGCCGUUGUUUUGACUAAAAAAUGGGUGUUCGAUAAAGCCUACGAAAAGAUUGGCGUAGCUGGUUUCUAGUAGACAACGAGGAAUUCAUUCAAAUGAUAAAUCCACCUUCCUAAACCGUGAAAUUAUAUGUUCAUGCGGCGUCAAGUCAGCAAAUUAGGACAUAUUGUUCAUUCCUUCAAUUUAGACUAUUGAGCAGCCCUUGGCCUCUGCUUGAUGUAUUGAUGAGAAUAGUGACAAAGUACAAAUAGAUUGCCUAUAACUAAUCAAGGGCGUAAACCCAUAAACUAACGACCCCGCUGGUUUGAUAUGAAAAUAGAAUCACGUCAACACAGAAGUCACGUUGUAAAUAUUGCACACGCUCAUUCAACCAGCAGGGCUCAGCGGGCGCUUUCAAUAAAAAAAAAAUUCCGAGAUGCGUCGAGCUAAACACCAAACAGAUCAUACAUCGCUAAUGAUGCAUUAAUAUAACAUUACUGCAACUCUCAUUGUACCUCGUCUCUUCUAAACACUAUGAUGAUAUGCAAUACGUAAGAUAUUUAUUGUCACACUUUUCUUUUGCUUGAUCGCAGUUACGAACUCGGUGUUUCUUCCUUUCUUACCGGGAACCUUGAUUAUAGGAACAUUACCGUUGAAGAGGCGGAAACCGUAGACUAGGUCGACUUGCAUAGAGAAACACCGGUCUCAUGACCGAUUCGAUUAAAGGGGCUUUGCAGUUUUCGGGAUUUUUUGAAACCGAUAGGUAGAACUUGUUUAACCCACAGAACGCAAAUUUUUAGCAAUCUUUAUGGAGUUUUAUGGAAUUUGCCUUUCUCUUAAAUUCAACAUGAAUCUGUAAAAUUGCAUUGGUCUCACGAAUUCAAAAUUAUUGCAUAUCAGACAUAAAAUGCAAAACUGAUCAACUUCAUACAACAAGGGUGAAUCAUUUGACUACCAUCUGGAACAAGUUCUUAAUACUGAGUAAAAGUUGGACUAUAACUCAUUACAAAGAUCGCUAUUGUCUGAGAAAAUGCUUGACAGAACUUUUCUUUCUGUAAGUUAAUGACACUAUUAAGAUAAAAACAAUUUGCUCAAUUUUAACUCUCUUCAGCAAAAGAAAGACAAUCUCUCCAUUGCCUUUAUCCAACUUUACAACUUCAUCCGUCCACUUUACCUGGCAUACUCCUGUGAAGAAGCUAAAGGAUCUCAGCACAAAGUGUUGGCAAGAGUGCUCAAAGACACCAGUUUUCACCUGAAUAAUACAGUGUGA